Mucor mucedo is the source of this 3545-nucleotide messenger RNA. RefSeq lists its product as uncharacterized. Bases 112 to 3237 code for a protein of 1041 amino acids. Lineage: Eukaryota; Fungi; Mucoromycota; Mucoromycetes; Mucorales; Mucoraceae. Gene Ontology annotation, molecular function: RNA binding. The transcript is spliced from 6 exons. The record is from RefSeq and is a predicted model, not a curated record.
AUAGACACAACUUCUAAAACAACGUAAAAUAUUUUAUUUUUUUAAAAAAAGAGAAAGAGAGGAUAUAACACAUAUUUGUAUAAAAGAGAUAUUACGCAAUUUCUUUUUUAUAUGUGGUUUUUCGAGUAUUUUCUAAUUUAUGCAUCUACGCGAUUUUUUUUUUAUUCUAGUGAUCCCGUAACCGAGAAUAAUUCAUUAUUAUGGAAGAAAAAGACAACAACGCAACCCUUUUUAUUUGAAGGAGGGGAGGAAUAUGACAGUGAUACUAGCUCAACGCAACAUCAUAAUAUAUUACGUCGACCUCGUGCAGAAACCAUGCCAACGCAAUCAACGUCAUUUCCUUAUAACACCAAUCACAAUUUGUUAGUCAGCACCGAAGAUAAUAAGAAUAUGCCACUUAUGAUCAACCCAAAUCAUCAUCAGCAGCAGCAUCAUGGAGCGUUUGGAUCUGGUAUAUUUGAUAACGAUAACAAUAACAACAAUUUACCUCCUCAACAACGUCAUCAUCAUCACCAUUGGAUUGGUGAUAUCUUGACAAGUCCAACCACACCUACCACAGAUCAAUUAUUAAAAGGAGAUGAUAAUAAUACAAUCGCAAGUACGUUUGCUUCAUUAGGUCUAAACGACGAUAAUACUCCUACGAGUACUUCUUCAUCUCGCUCUUCUUUUCACCCUCAUCCUCAGCGACAAGUCAUUCAUGCCAGCCACUCUUACUCUUCCCUUCAGACACUUUGUGAAGACCAACAAAAUGACUGGAAUAUGAAUGCAGGUGAAUCUAUUUCUUCUUCUUCCUAUUAUAGGGGGGAAGACCUUCGUUCCUCGGUUGCAAACCUUAGACUUCAGCAACAACAGAGUAGACCUCGUGCUCUCAGUGCAGUUGAACAAGAACAGCAACAGCAACAACAGCAGCAACGAUCGAUUUGGUAUUCGGAUACGAGACAAUUCAAUCGACCUUUUUUGCGUAGCUCCAAUAGUAGUGCUGAUUUAUUAGAGAUGAUUGCGAGACAACGAAAGGCUACAGCUACAGCAACUAACUCUCCUACGAUUCAUAAUGAAGAUAUGCAAUCCAUCGAUGGCAGUGGUGUAUGGACAGGGGAUGCAGGAAGUUUAUCCUCAUCGUCGUAUGAACAUUUGUUAGAUAGCAUGGAGACGGAAAGUGUGAUGUCAACAACGGCAAGAGAUAACCAGAUUCCGUCGCGAUCAUUGUGGAUAGGUCAACUUGAUUUGAACGUGUAUGGAGCCAACGAACUCAACAUGAUUUUUUCUAAAUUUGGUGUGAUUGAAAGUAUUCGAAUCUUGCCAGACCGCGAAUGUGCCUUUAUUAACUUUUCGACGACGGAAGAAUCCUUGCGAGCCAAAGACACCUUGGUGAACAAGAUGUCAAGUCGAUUAUCCAAUCAUCAUCUUGUCAAAGUAGGUUUUGGUAAAUCCGAUACGACUGUCAAUGUCAUGCCAUUACCCGUUCAUGCAACCAGUACCACAACAAAUGAAAAUGUUCAAGGGCCAACAAGAGCUUUGUGGGUUGGAAAUAUUCCAACAAAUACAAGCCAACAAGCAUUAGGCAAUAUAUUUUCUUCAUUUGGUAUGAUUGAAUCUAUUCGGGUAUUAUCCCACAAGAAUUGUGGGUUCAUUAAUUUCUACACGCAAGAAGAAGCCAUGCGAGCCAAGCGAGCUUGUCAGAAUCGAGAAAUCAUGGGUCCAGGUACUGGUACAGUAAGAAUUGGAUUUGCAAAAGUUCCGCCUGCAGUUAAAUUACCUGAUGGCUCAUCCUUGGAUGUCACACAACAACAACAACAACAACAACAACAAACGUCUGAUUCAGAGAGUUCUAAAUUCAGUGUCAACACACCAAUUCCAAGCAACUUUGCAAUGGAAGACCAGCAUAUGAUGAUGUAUAUGAUGGAAGUCAUGUCCACUUCAAACCCUUCCAUGUUCUCUGCUGUUGUAACGGAGCGUAAAUUAAUCAUGCAAGAUUUUGGACAAGAUGAUUCGGAUGGUCCGAUAUUUGACGUGCUUCAUUUACCUACAAGUUAUUAUCAUAGUAUUCCUGCGGCACCGGAAUUAGGUCAGUCGAGAAAAGUAGAUAUUUCACGUUUAAGAGACAUACGAAAGCGAUUGGAUACAGGUCAUAUCACCGUCAAGGAAUUAGAAGUCAUUGCUGUUGAAUGUGUUGAUGAGCUUGUUGAGCUUUGCAGCGAUUAUAUUGGGAAUACGGUCAUCCAAAGAUUGUUUGAAAGAUGCUCGGAAAUGACGAAAUCCAUCAUGCUUGAAGCCGUAGCACCUUAUUUGGCCUCCAUUGGUGUUCACAAGAAUGGCACAUGGGCCGCACAAAAGAUUAUUGACACCGCUAAACUACCUGCACAGAUCGCGAUUGUAUGUGGUCAUAUCAAACCUUACGUGCCUUCCCUUUUAUUAGAUCAAUUUGGCAAUUAUGUGGUGCAAUGUUGUCUAGGUCUAGGUCCUAACCGGAACCAAUUUAUCUUUGACGCCAUUGUCGAUUCAUGCUGGGAGAUUGCACAAGGCCGUUUUGGCGCACGAGCAGUGAGAGCGACCCUGGAAAGUCCUCAUGUGACCAAAAGACAACAGAAAUAUGUAGCUGCUUCGCUUGUGCAACAUGCCUUGCUUUUGGCCACCAACGCAAACGGAGCACUUUUAUUGAUUUGGCUUCUCGAUACGUCUGGUAUUCCAGGUCGUUACCGCGUUUUGGCGCCUCGUUUAUUGCCUCAUUUGGCGCGUCUUUGUACACACAAACUGGCUUCAUUGACCGUACUCAAGUUGAUCAACCAACGUCAAGAACCCGAUGCCAGAUCGUCUAUUUUGGAAGCACUCUUCUUUAGUCCCACCACCACAGUAGUGGAUGAAAUCCUGCAUGACCAGGUACACGGUGUGAGUCUCGUACAAAAGAUUUUGUCAAGUUCUUACAUUGAUUUGCGCGAAAGACAGCGUAUUGCUGAACGCGUAAAACAGUUAUUGUGCAAGCUCAAGUUACAGCAUGUGCAAGGUUAUAAACGGUUGAUGGAGGAGAUUAAUAUGGUGAUGGUAGAUUCUGCUCCUGGAGCCAGUUUGGGUGUACCGCCACCCAACCACCAGUUUUCGAUCAGCCCUAGUUUAGCAGCUGCUUUGCAUGCCAAAUACAUGACGGAAGAAGGGGAUGAACAACAAGCUGCUGCCAUGAUGGCUAACUUUUAUGCUGCUGCUGCCGCUGCUACCACUACCACUACCCAAUUAGAAAAGUAAGCACCCUCUACUUCUUUCAACAUAUAUAUAUAUAUAUGAUACCCAAAUACCCCAGUUACACUCCCUUUUCCUUUGCUAGUUAUUUUUUGUUCUUUCGUUAUAUAUCAUAAUCCCUACACACACACCACUUUUUUUAUAGAGAGAGAAAAAAAGAUAUUUUUCACGUACAUUAUACAAGUUAUUUUUUUUGCUUACACACAUACACACAUACACACACACCCUUCCUUUUUCAUAUAUGAAUAACCCCCACUCACAGACACAAAUCAUGAUUAAAAAAAAGUUUUCUUUUCACAAAAUGACAAAAAGAG